Magnolia sinica is the source of this 1699-nucleotide messenger RNA. RefSeq lists its product as uncharacterized. Lineage: Eukaryota; Viridiplantae; Streptophyta; Magnoliopsida; Magnoliales; Magnoliaceae. The transcript has 6 exons. The record is from RefSeq and is a predicted model, not a curated record. Bases 54 to 1229 code for a protein of 391 amino acids.
ACACCAAUACCAUAUCUCCUCGGAGGAGAGAGAGAGAGAGAGAGAGAGAGAGCAUGCCGAGCAUUGCUUCCCUUCUCUUCUCGCCUCUUCCUUCUCCUCUGCUCCGCCCACGCUCUCAUCCUUCUUCAUCUCUCUUCUUCCGUCGAAGCCCACAAUCCCUCAAUUAUCCCUCGAAAUUCCGACUCCUUACGGUUGCGUCUUCAUCGUCGUCUUCUUUCGAUGGUCUCAACUCCAGAAGAAGAUCGGAUGUCGAUGGCUCGAAGAAAUCGGUCCUCUUAAAUCUGAUACAAGAAGUAGAGCCUUUGGAUGUAAGCCUUAUCCAAAAAGAUGUUCCGGCAGAUACAGUGGAUGCCAUGAAAAGGACUAUCUCAGGCAUGCUUGGUUUGCUUCCAUCCGAUCGGUUUCAUGUCUUAAUUGAGGCCUUCUGGGAGCCCCUUUCCAGGUUGUUGGUUUCUUCAAUGAUGACUGGGUAUACACUAAGGAAUGCGGAAUAUAGGCUUUGCCUUGAAAGGAACCUUGAUAUACACGACAGCCAUUUUGAAAAACAGAAAGAAGACGGUGCAAAGCAUGAUGAUCAUGAGAUGUUGCUUCAUAGGAACACAAGAAUAUUUAAUUCGUCCAAUAAAGAUGAUUCCUUACCUGAAUCUGAAAGAACCAGAGAAGAUCUGCCCUGGGAAAAUACUGAUGUUCAAGGUCUUAAGGAAUUGACCCCUGAGGCUCGGGAUUAUAUUCUUCAGUUGCAGUCUCGUUUAUCUUCUGCAAAAAAUGAAUUACAUGAAAUGGAAAGGAAAAAUGCUGCCCUUCAGAUGCAAAAAUUUGUUGGGGAAGAAAAGAACGACUUGUUGGACUACUUGAGAUCACUGCAACCUGAAAAGGUAGCUGAACUAUCAGAACCAACAUCCCCUGAAUUGCAUGAUACGGUUCACUCUGUUGUACAUGGUCUCCUGGCAACACUUUCUCCAAAGAUGCAUUCAAAGGCUCCUCCCCAGUCUGAAAAUGCCCCAUCUGGAACCCUGAAUGUCGGGAAGGAAGAUUGUGCAGAGCUUCUUGAGAACACUUCCCUUCAAUUUCAGCCCCUUAUUUCAGUUACCCGGGAUUACCUAGCACGUCUGCUCUUCUGGUGCAUGCUAUUGGGACACUACCUUAGAGGUCUUGAAUACCGACUGGAACUGAUGCAGCUGCUGACUGUGUCUGGUGUCAAUGCCCAAGAUGGUGAGCAUGCUGCUUGAUAGCUGCUGAAGUUUUCCUUUACAUCCAUUCUUAAAGAGCACAAGUUGCCCAUUAAAAGCCGGCGAAGUGUCCCGUACACAGGCAUCAAUUGAGAGCUUAUUUCCAUGAAACAACACCUUUUGGGAGAGAUUUGGCCAGAAUUUCAACACGCGAAUGUCACGCGUAGAAUAUCUACAGUUAGCUUCAUAUUAGCAUGGAGUAGGGAAGGACUUGGGGUGUGUUUAGAAGUAUCUGGGUAACAUUGAGGCCUGAUAAUUGUGAAUGGAAUCCAGGUAAGGAAUGGAGGAAGAUGAUGAUCUCAAUGUCAGAUGGAUGGAGGCUUCUGUAUUCUCAGCCCUUUAAAAUGGCAAGAUGUUUUUUUUAUUAGCAAAUUGGGACCAUAAAUAGGAUCAAGGGAUAACCCAAAAUUGGUUGAGGUAAUGGUACUAAAGUUAGUACGUGUUAUCUUUGGAAAUAGCUACCUUCUCUU